ACAUAACACAUACAAUUAGUCACACAAAAUCAUAUCGAUAUAUUGUCAAUAUAUAUACGUUACAAUUCUAUAUAUCGACAUAUCCACACAUACAUAUGUAUCCUCGAUCAUUCACCUAAUAAUAUCUAGUCAAUAAUCAAAAACAGAUUCAAUAUUUGAAUUUUGAUAAGUAUUCGUGAUCCUUAUUCGUCAAUAUCAAACCUACAAUCCAUUUAUUCAAGCUACAAAGUUCAACACAUAUACAAAAUUUGAACCAAAGUUACAGAAUUCUACAAAAUCCAUAUGUCAUAUAUUGUACGUCUACCAUUAAACCGAUUCAAUACCAACUAUCACUAAUACACACGUGAUAGAGUACGUACAUUACCGAUAUCAGUAUAUAUAAGUUUAAAUUUUGUGUAUAUGGCUGACACUUCAAAUACUACAAAGUCAAGAACAAAUACGAAACAUCAUGUAUAUCGCGGUAUACGAUGUAGAAGUGGGAAAUGGGUGUGUGAAAUUAGAGAGCCACGUAAGACAAAAAGGAUAUGGUUAGGUACAUACCCUACACCACAAAUGGCUGCUGCUGCCUAUGAUGUUGCUGCCUUAGCUCUUAAGGCUACUCAAAAUAUUGUACUCAAUUUCCCUCAUCUUGUUGAUUCAUAUCCAAAGCUCCCUCCCUCUCCAUCUCCGGCUGAUAUACAACGUGCCGCGGCCACCGCCGCUGAGGCAAUGGCCUCACUAGGCUACGAUGACGAUCGGUCGUUAGAUAGGAGAGAUGGAGCUAUAGGUAACGAAAGGGGUUCAACUGAAUAUCCUUCGUCAUCAGGAAAUUAUGAUAUGCAAAUAGGAGAUGCGCAAACGACGAUGGGUGAGGAUGAAUAUGUUGAUGAGGAAGCAUUGUUUGAAUUUCCAAAUUUGGUUGUGAAUAUGGCGGAAGCAAUGAUGCUAAGUCCCCCUAGAAUAAACUCGUUUCCAUCGGAAGAUUAUUCAUCGGGGGAUUUCGAUACUGAAAGUCUUUGGAGCUACUAAAGACUAUCGAUGAUCAGAGACGAAUUUAGAAUUCAAAGUUAAAUGGAUUCAAACUCAAAAAACGUAAUUUUGUUCGUAGGCACAAAGUAGCUAGUAAUGUAUAUGUAUAAAAAAAAAAGUAAUUCAAGAGGAAGUUUGUAUUCAAA
Molecule: messenger RNA, 1154 nt
Organism: Solanum lycopersicum (tomato)
Lineage: Eukaryota; Viridiplantae; Streptophyta; Magnoliopsida; Solanales; Solanaceae
Product: ethylene-responsive transcription factor ERF027-like
Biological process (GO): regulation of DNA-templated transcription
Molecular function (GO): DNA binding; DNA-binding transcription factor activity
Source: RefSeq, a predicted model, not a curated record